AUGGACGGGUCCGGAUCACUAACCCACGUCUUAGGUAGUUUCGAGGCUGGACUCUGGAGGAGCAAAAAGCCACCGAUCGGUGAAGUAUUGGGACUCAACGACCGAGGAACGCCAUUGAUUGGUCAUUCACUACCGGUUCGAGCACAAAUUAUCGGCAAAAACACAGUCGUCCCAAUUUGUUGGUUUGCUCAAGGUCACGAAGUUGGUGCAAGUAGGUGUCUUGACAUGCCUGAUUCUGGAAGUAGUAAGGCCACAGGGAGGAAUCUCCCUUCAUGGAUGAGCUCAAGGGACACUGAUAAAAAAUCUGAGAGUAAGGAACCAUCUGAAGAUGAUAAAGGUAAACGACAAGGUAAACCACAAGCCAGCCAAGCCACAACAUCUUCUGAAUCAAGUUUAGGUGCUGAUAAAUCCUCCAAACUCCUGGAAGGGGUUGUAUUUGUGCUCUCAGGAUUUGUUAACCCUGAACGCAGCACAUUAAGGUCUCAAGCAUUGGAAAUGGGGGCAAAGUAUGAAGCUGAUUGGAACAACAAUUGCACCCUUUUAGUUUGUGCAUUUCCUAACACCCCAAAGUUUAGACAAGUUGAGGCUGAUAAUGGAACCAUUAUAUCCAAGGAUUGGAUAACCGAGUGUCACAACCAGAAACAGGUUGUUGGCAUUGAACCUUACCUUUUACAUGCUGGUAAACCUUGGAGGCAUCAAAGUAGCCCUAGUUCAACAAACAUCUCUUCUAAGAAAGUAGAUAAGUCUACAGAUUCAAAACCACAGGCUUCUACAUUGAGCAAGAAACAAACAACUCACAAGAAUGUUAAAAAUGAGUUUUCAACUUCUGAAGUGAAGAAAUGGGCAAUAGAUGAUGUGAAAAGGACAAUAUCAUGGUUGGAAAGCCAAGAUGAAAAGCCUGAUCCAAGUGAGAUAAAGAAAGUAGCAGCUGAAGGAAUCUUGACAUGUUUACAGGAUGCUUUAGAUUCUCUUAAGCAGGGGCAGGGUUUGGGAAAGAUAAUGGAGGAGUGGAGUUUUGUGCCACGUGUCAUUGAGGAGCUAAACAAGCUGGAUAUAUCUGGAGAUAAUUCUAAAAAAGACAUCUAUCACCAAGCAAUUGUCUGUAAAAAAAUUUAUGAAUUUGAGGUUGGCAAUUUGGAACAUGACACAAAAGAUAAUAAGAACAAACGACCCAAGAUUGAGAAAGGGGUAAAAAAGGAAAAUCCAAAAAGUGAUGCUGCUGCUGCUUAUGAUAGUGAUGAUACCAUUGAGAUGACAGAAGAUGAAAACAAAAAAGUUUAUAAUAAGCAAAAACGAAUAGCAAGUUGCUAUACGAAAGCACAUCUAGAAAUUACAAGCAUUAACCGGGGAACAACACGAAUUGAACCAAUUGCGAGUAAUAGUUUUGCUCUAUGUUUAAUCUUUAGCUAA
Molecule: messenger RNA, 1410 nt
Organism: Lactuca virosa
Lineage: Eukaryota; Viridiplantae; Streptophyta; Magnoliopsida; Asterales; Asteraceae
Source: the annotation of a GenBank genome assembly